GACGUCAUCGCGCGGGCGGAAGUGACGCGAGGCGACGUCGCCAUGGCCGCUCCGCCGAUGCCGCCGCCGUCUUCUUAAAAGGAAUUCGCGGCCGUCGUCGUUGUCGUCGUUGUCAUCGUCGUCGUCGUUGUCGCCGAUCGCGGCCGUCGCCUCCACGAGGAGAUUCGACGCAACGCGGCUCGAUGGCGGCUUCCUGCGUAUCAAGGAAGAAAAACUGAAGUGAAAAGAAGCAACUGGGUCUUCGAGAAGAAAUCACUGAAAGCCUUUUGAAGAUUUACAACCACUGACCUUUUCUGACGAGGCCAAACAUGGCAUCAGGCUUCAGUGGGAAGAGAGCGGGGGAGGGCGACGAGAGGCGAGGAAGCGCCAAUGCCGGGGAUAGCGGUGGCCAAGCAUCGCGGGUGGGCCCCGGCAAGAAGCAACUGCCGCCCAUCCCCCGGCAGCAACCGUCGGCAUCGACACCAAAACCCCUCUCCCCGCCGACCGCGCCGGCCAAUGCCUCCAAUGGAACGCACGCCUCAUACGGGCCCUACUUCCUCGAGUACUCCCUCCUCUCAGAAUUUGCUCUUUUGGUCAGACAGAAGCUCCCUGGAGUAUAUGUGCAGCCAUCGUGCAAGUCUGCCCUCACCUGGUUUGGUGUAAUCUUCAUCCGGCAAGGCCUGUACCAAGACGGCGUGUUUAAAUUCACCGUCUACAUCCCGGACAAUUACCCUGAUGGAGACUGCCCCAGACUGGUGUUCGACUGGCCAGUCUUUCACCCGGUCAUUAACGAAACCACCGGGGAGCUGGAUGUCAAAAGGGCUUUCAACAAGUGGAGGCGUAAUCAGAACCACAUCUGGCAGGUUAUGCUGUACGCCAGGCAAGUCUUCUACAAGAUUGAGACAUCGAACCCACUCAGCACGGAGGCAGCUCUUCUGUAUGAGAAGGACAUUCAGCAGUUCCGAAGCAAGGUUUUGGAUUCGGUGAAACUAUGCAACAGUCACAUCUUUGACCCUCCCAAGAUUGAAGAUGCCUAUGCAAUACGGUUUUCCCCAUGGAAUCCCCAACUGCAUGAAGGUGCCAGAGAAAAGAUGUUGUCUCCAAAGAAGCCAGAGGAACCGCACUCGAGAAACGCAGGCUUGUCUUGGGUGAAGCCUGGCACGACGCAGCCUUUCAGCAAAGACGAAUCGCCCUUCUGAGACGUGGCGCUGAGUGGCCUGCGAGAAAUUAAAGAACAUUGUCAGCAUCAGACGGAUUGCACUGCACACUUUGCUCUUUUCAAGUAUUCUGCCGAGUCUCCACCAAUGACAAUGCAAAGCGGCACAGUCCUUAGGAAUGCACUGCGCGCUCUGCGUGAAUGGCAGGGAAACCUCCACUUUGUAUCUUUUCUGCCUUUCCGAGGUUCGCAUUUGUUUUUACAAUGAAAUUCAGCCAUUCUUGCAUCUUGCAACUAAAAGACCUCUUUUGCAAAAUGCAUUGGCAAAGGAAACAAAGAUCUGCCGAGUGUGUUUGUGAACAAACAAUAACAUUCAUUCCGUCUUAAGAAAGGGCGAUUGCCCUUUCCUGUGUUGUUGCUUCUUGCUGUGCCUGCGCGCUUUUCUCUGAAGCCACGCGCACCAACGAGAAGCACAGAAUCCACCGCUCUGCUCACGCCCGCACAAGAAAACGCGCGCGCAAUGAGCUUUUUUUACGCAAGAAUCCAAAAGGACGCUUCAAACGACUCAUGUUGCCGGUUGCUGACGUGGCGUUCAAUGACAGAGCCUGACAUCCUUGACACGUGUUCAACACUGACUAUCUUAAUGUGAGGACUUCUGCGAUCGUCGUCUGAAAACAUUGUCUGCGGUCAAACAUGACUUCACUGCAGUUGACAUUGAGAAUCAUGACUCAUUCCAUGGAAAGAAAAAUAUCCAACCGCUUUGCAGCUCAUCCUCUUCCCACCAAAAACACGCAACGGCUUCAUUGUGUUCAUCAUUUUGAUUUAUAUACAGUAAACUUUAUUAACCGCUA
Messenger RNA from Lethenteron reissneri (Far Eastern brook lamprey), 1986 nucleotides. It is a transcript of the gene AKTIP, whose product is annotated as AKT interacting protein. The record is from RefSeq and is a predicted model, not a curated record. Lineage: Eukaryota; Metazoa; Chordata; Hyperoartia; Petromyzontiformes; Petromyzontidae.